GCUUAUGCUUUCUUUCUCUUUGAAGUGAUAUACUUAAAAGAGUGUGUGUGUGUGUGUGUGUGUUUUUGUGUGUGAAUGUGGGUGGCAGUGCAGGGACUAAUUGUGAAGGGUGAGUUUUCAGAAUUCAGAUAUGCUAUCUGAUGCCUAGUGGGUGUUAUGAAAGGAUUUCACAUGCGCACCAUAUUCUGUUUACAGUGUAGAAUUGUAAUUCUGACCAAAGCCAACACACUUGUUGAUUUGAUUGAGUGACUUGUGUUGUUUCUGGCAUAUUUGGUGUGUGUGUGUGCAGCUGCAAUUGAAUUAGAUUCCUUUUGGGAAUUCUAUUCUUAUUCUCCCCCAGUUUUGGGGUUUUUAUUUUUUCCUUUUUUCUUUCUUUCUUUCUUUCUCCCUUUCACUAUAUAUAUAUAUUUGUCGGUGUUCUGUUAAGCCUUGACUUGGUUGGGACUUCCACUCAUUUGAUCCAGCCCAGAUUCAUACUGUUUCAGAUUCUGAAAGUCUGGUUCAGCAUUUCCCUAUCCAUUUCUUGUCCUUCCAGUUGACAAGGGGAACAAUGAAUGCACUAGCAGCCACCAACAGGAACUUUAAGCUGGCCUCUCGGCUUCUGGGAUUGGAUUCCAAGCUUGAGAAAAGUUUACUGAUUCCAUUCAGGGAAAUCAAGGUUGAGUGUACCAUACCUAAAGACGAUGGCACGUUGCAAUCUUAUGUUGGGUUCAGGAUUCAACAUGAUAAUGCCAGAGGCCCUAUGAAAGGAGGAAUUAGAUACCAUCCUGAGGUUGACCCAGAUGAAGUGAAUGCUUUAGCACAACUUAUGACAUGGAAAACAGCUGUAGCAAAUAUACCAUAUGGUGGUGCCAAAGGAGGAAUAGGGUGUGACCCAGGAGAAUUAAGUAUGUCUGAGUUAGAAAGACUUACCAGAGUUUUCACCCAGAAAAUUCAUGAUCUGAUUGGAACUCACACAGAUGUGCCUGCACCUGAUAUGGGAACCGGACCACAGACCAUGGCAUGGAUACUAGAUGAGUAUUCCAAAUUUCAUGGCUACUCUCCUGCAGUAGUGACUGGAAAACCAAUAGAUCUUGGUGGAUCUCUAGGAAGAGAUGCAGCUACAGGAAGAGGAGUCCUCUUUGGAACAGAGGCUUUGCUUAAUGAAUAUGGAAAGAGUGUGUCUGGACAACGGUUUGUCAUACAGGGUUUUGGAAAUGUGGGGUCUUGGGCUGCUCAAUUAAUUAGUGAGAAAGGUGGAAAAGUUGUUGCUGUGAGUGACAUAACUGGAGCCAUAAAGAACAGCAAUGGUCUUGACAUACCAAGCCUACUCAAUCAUUCCAAAGAGCACCGUGGAGUAAAAGGAUUUCACGGUGGUGAUUCAAUUGAUCCCAAGUCAAUAUUGGUUGAAGACUGCGAUGUUUUAGUCCCAGCAGCUCUUGGGGGUGUCAUCAAUAGGGAAAAUGCAAAUGAAAUAAAGGCCAAAUUUAUUAUUGAAGCAGCCAAUCACCCAACUGACCCAGAGGCCGAUGAGAUUCUAAAGAAGAAAGGUGUUGUGAUACUCCCAGACAUAUUUGCAAAUUCAGGAGGCGUUACAGUUAGCUACUUUGAGUGGGUUCAGAACAUACAAGGAUUCAUGUGGGAUGAGGAAAAAGUGAACGAUGCACUAAAGACCUAUAUGACCAAAGGUUUCAAAGAUGUGAAGGAAAUGUGCAAAACCCAUGAAUGUGAUCUUCGUAUGGGAGCCUUUACCCUUGCAGUUAAUCGUGUAGCACGUGCUACUGUCCUUAGGGGUUGGGAAGCUUGAUACCCUAUUGCUGCUUCUUUCAAUAAGAGCUCUGGUCUCAGCAAACACUUAACAAUUCUUGCUACCACAAAGUUUUUUAUGCUUUCAUGUGUUGGGUGACUUAUAUUUUCACCCUCAAAUUUUCUUGGAUCCAUUUUAUAUCUGAUUUAUCAAAGAGGAGGGCUCCAGAUACUAUUCUUGGAUUAAUAUUUCAUUUGCUGUUAGUGUAUCAAUGUUUUUACACUAACCGCCUUAAAAUACUAAAAAU
Gastrolobium bilobum is the source of this 2033-nucleotide messenger RNA. RefSeq names its product glutamate dehydrogenase 1. The record is from RefSeq and is a predicted model, not a curated record. Bases 551 to 1786 code for a protein of 411 amino acids. Lineage: Eukaryota; Viridiplantae; Streptophyta; Magnoliopsida; Fabales; Fabaceae. Gene Ontology annotation, biological process: L-glutamate catabolic process. Gene Ontology annotation, molecular function: L-glutamate dehydrogenase (NAD+) activity. The transcript is spliced from 10 exons. Gene Ontology annotation, cellular component: mitochondrion.